Molecule: messenger RNA, 3364 nt
Organism: Dermacentor silvarum
Lineage: Eukaryota; Metazoa; Arthropoda; Arachnida; Ixodida; Ixodidae
Gene: Tango5
Product: vacuole membrane protein 1
Exons: 12
Coding region: 175-1605 (476 amino acids)
Source: RefSeq, a predicted model, not a curated record
CUAUGCAGAGAAGCAGGGCGUACGUUUUGUUUCUCACGAUGCUUUGUGCUCUUUAAUGCUGCUUCAUAGCACCGUUCUCUAGCAUUUGAAAACUUUAACAGAAAGAUAAUGAGCUCGGAGGCGCGUCGCCGAGCCUCAUUUAGCCACCAGUGCUGCAGUUUCUAGUAUUUAGGGAUGGGCCCGAAAAACAAACGGGCGCCCAUUCGUCGGGAGUACAAGUCUCUCACUAAGGAUGCGCUGCGUCAAGAACUGAAAUACCGAGGCAUAAAAUCGUCGGGCAAGAAAUCAGACAUGGUGAAGCGUCUGGAAAAGUGGGACCAGGACCAGAUGGCAGCCGAUGCAAGUGAUUCCACCAAGGUGGAGUUGGCGGUACGCCAGCGCAAGACCUCGGAGUCCCUAGGUGGAGUGGCCAAUGGGGGCCUGGCCUCUUCUGCCAGCUCGCAAAAGGAGGCCCUGCGCAUGGAGCUGCUGGCUGGCUGUGUGGACCGCAAGAGCCUGGUGCUCUGGCGGAGGCCCAUCAUGACAUUGCGCUAUUUCUUGAGUGAGCUCUUUGUGCUUGCCCUUGACAUGGGUGUCAGGCUGUGGCGGAAUAGGAAACAAGUCAUGGCUGCAUUGUUAGUGUUCCUUCUAUGCACUAUUGCCUACUACAUUGAAGGAUCUCAUCAAAAGUACAUACUGCUCAUAGAGAAGAAAAUGCUCUGGUGUGCCUAUUGGGUGGGCCUUGGAGUUCUGUCUUCUGUUGGCUUGGGGACAGGUCUACACACAUUUCUGUUAUACCUGGGCCCUUACAUAGCUGGAGUAACAUUAGCAGCUCAUGAGUGUGGCACGGUGGAUUUUCCUGAACCUCCUUACCCUGAUGAGAUAAUCUGCCCUGAGGAGUCUAGUCCUGGUGCCCAUGUAGGCAUCUUGAAAGUGAUGAGCAAAGUGAGACUAGAAGCAUUUAUGUGGGGUGCAGGCACCGCUUUGGGAGAACUGCCACCAUAUUUCAUGGCAAGAGCCGCGAGGUUAUCUGGCAAUGAGGACCUUGAAGAUCUUGAGGAGUUAGAGGAACUCAUGGAGAAAGAGAAGACUAAAGACCUGUCUGUCCUGGACAAGGCAAAGCUGGCCGUGGAAAAAUUAGUGGAAAGAGUUGGCUUCCUUGGUAUCCUUGCCUGUGCCUCGAUCCCCAAUCCACUAUUUGACCUGGCUGGCAUCACUUGUGGACACUUUCUAGUUCCCUUCUGGACCUUCUUUGGGGCCACCCUGAUUGGCAAGGCCAUCAUCAAAAUGCACAUUCAGAAGCUCUUUGUCAUCAUUGCCUUCAAUGAGAACCAUGUUGAACUCUUGCUCAAGAUGCUCAGAUACAUCCCCUAUGUGGGCCGCUACCUGCAGGCCCCCUUCAAGGAAUUCCUGGCCAAGCAAAAGGCCAAGCUGCACCGCAAAGUGGGCUCCCACGUGGCUCAGGAGAGUUCACUGCUGGCUUGGCUCUUUGAGAAGCUGGUCCUGUGCAUGAUUGUCUACUUUGUCCUCUCCAUCAUCAACUCGAUGGCCCAGAGCUACCACCGGCGACUCUCCAAGGGCCAGAAAGCGAUGUCGGCACCACGCGGCAAGGUGGCAGUCAGUUGAGCUUGGAUUGUGUGCCGCUCUUCUGUGCGAGGUGCUCAGUUACGGAGGUUGAUGCCGUGUGUGUGCACUGCGGACAACAGUGUGCCAGAUGAAACAGAAACAUAAAAGGACUGCUAGACAAAAAGACUGCACUCACCUUCCCUCUCCCCACCUCCUCCCCGUUUGACAUUGCUUGUAAACAUUUGCGCCUUCUUUUCAGCCGUCCGAGUGUUUUCUUUUUCAAUAUACAAAUAUGGUGAAAAGAGAGAAUGUACCAUUUCUUUUUCUGUGCACCUCUCCACCUAGCCACCGCAACAAACUUUUUAUUUCUUUAUGGCAGGAGCUCCUUUAUAUUUUGUUGUGCUUUGCAGUUUUUUGUUGUUGCCAGCAUAAACGUGUCUUGCUUACACAGCUUGUACAUAGGAGUGUGUAAUAACAUUGAAUGGCAUCUGCAAGAAGUUUCAUGUGAAGCACAGACUCCUGUUCCUCAAAUGGUGCUUUCUUUUUCCCCCUUAGUUACACCUUGUCUGUUUCCAAGUGGCAUGUGCCUGGCUCUGCUAAAAAACUAUGGACAUGUAAUUAAAUCAGCACAGUGCAAAAGGUGACGGUGUGAAUCUGGUUGCGUUGUACAUAUUGACGGUAUUGGAAUUCCUGUAUUGCCAGAUUAUGGUGUGUACAUUUUAAGUUAGCAAAAAAAAAAAAAAGGUAUUAGUCACUUCUGCCCUGUCUGAAGUCGGCACAAUCUGUACAAGGUCUUCCCUGCUGUCUUGUUCAUGAUUCGACCACAUCAGGGCUAGAAUUUUUCAGAAAAAGAUCUUGUUUGAUGGGCUUCUGCAGCUGUAUUAUUGCUUUGAGGCAUCAACUCUUUUAGGUUCAUUUGCAUCACCUGCAAGGCAUAGUGGGAUUAUCAGUGUAGUGGCGACUACAAGGGUGACAAAUAAGAGCUGGUCUUCGCAUUUUAAGUGUAGAGUGGUUGUGCAGAAAAACAAGGCACCAUUUCUUUUUCCUCACAGACAAGCCUGUUACAUAAAGUAAGCACCAUGUUUGCAGCCAAAACAAUGCUUUUGAACAUGGAGCAGGCUGUAAUAUUGUGCUUGUAGGCUGUGGUGUCAAUAGAAUGAUACAGACGGUGGGACUUGUUCGCCUGAAUGGCUGCCGAUUAUCCUGUGACCCUAACCAGUGCAAUCUUGGAGGCAUCUUUGUUUAGUGCGAUCAUUGUAUUUGUCAAAGUGAUAGGUAAAGCAAGGCUUGUAAAUUGCAUUUGUUUGAGAUGUGAAUGUUGACGAGCCUUUUGACAUCGCAAAGGCAUGCAACUAGCUGAGCUUUGAGGCUGUGAACACACACAGGGCGCUACAUUAGUGCCCGCUAAUCGCAAUUGUAAGUGUGAGCUAUCAACACAUUGUGUGUGUGUCCAACUCUGGCCAAGGGACUCUUCUAGAGCUGCCAUCGCAUGUAGCUGCAGAGCUUAUCUGAAUGAUUGUCUUUCCUCAUUUCAAGCUGUCCAACUGACAUUCCCUAAUCACCUGGAGGACCCCCUUGGCUUUUCUGUUACGAGUGAAUGUUUUAUUUCACAUUGUAUGUGUGGGAGACAGCUUCAACAAACCUUUUGCAAAUAUCAAUUUGUGGGUGAGCGUGACUGAUCAACCAGGAAUGUUGUGCUUGGCACUAGAGCAAGUUGGGAAGAAUUUCCUUAGGUCAUGGUGUAUUAAUCAGACUGGUCUCGACACUCCCAAUCUGUAAAAAGUUAUAUAUAUUUAAUAAAGAAAACUAUACAGAUUGC